GUCAGCGGCGGAUAAGAGAGUUGCAGGCGCAGCGCAGGAGGUGUCAGCUCACCAUGCCAGGCUGCCAGCUGCUCUGUGAGCCGCCGCACACCCGCCUCUCAUGUUCCUGCUCGGAGUCACACUAAACGGACAAUGCUGCUGUUCACUGUCUCAACUUUGCUCCUGUUCUUCUCCGGCUCAGGGCUGGCUCUGCAGAUUCAGUGCUACCAGUGUGAGGAGAUGACACACGACUGCUCCACGCCAGAGUUCAUCGUCAACUGCACCGUGAAUGUGCAGGACAUGUGCCAGAAGGAGGUGCUGGUAAAGGAUGAUGGGAUACACUAUCGCAAGUCCUGUGCCUCAUCAGGAGCCUGUCUUAUCGCUUCUUCUGGCUACCAGCAGUUCUGCACCGGCAAGCUCAACUCAGUGUGUAUCACCUGCUGCAACACGCCACUGUGUAAUGGACCACGGCAGAGGAAACGACCCCAGCCCUCCGCUGCCAUCGCCCUGAACAUGCCACAGCUCCCAGUGUUUCUCCUCCACAUUGUCCUCCUGCUGUCCUCCACCCUGUGCUGACAGACCUUUGUACACUGAGAUGUGUGUUAAAAAUGUUCUACUGCUGACAGUAGAGACCACAGGAGCUGGAACUAUAUAAGCUGAGACAUGAAUACACUGAAAUGUUUAUAUGUGAGCGAGCUUUAUCGAGUGUUUCUUCUGGUGAGUUACUGGCGUUCUGUUGCAGCUUGCCUCUAAAGUUCAAAAGCAAAAACUGCAUACACUGGAACAUGUCAUAAUCAUGCGUCAUGUCUUAAAGAUGAUCAUGUUGCGGCUUCAGGGGAAGCUGGGUAAGGAUAGUGCCAUGGACAGCUUCUAGCAGUUACGUUGGACAACAGGUGGUUCACCCUCAUUUGUCAUUAUUUAGAAGUCCAGUAAGACAUAUUACUGGCAAGAAACUAAGAGUAGAUUCUUUUAGGAGAAGAUCUCCAGAGUAAAUCCAUGGCUUUUGCUGUCUGAGCAAAAUUACCUGGAACAAUCACUAAUUUUGCAAUGCUACAAACUUAAAAAGACAAUAUACGAUCAAUGACACCAUGAUAUCACUCAAUGAUUGUGGAUAGAAAACUGCAGGUUAGAUAGUUGGUUUGAUGUAGACAACAACUUUCCUCCAUUCAUUCUUUAGCAGCCUUUACAGUUUGUUCACAGAUGUUGUAGAUAGAACUACAACUUCAUGUUGAUAUGGGGCUUUUUUCAACUACUUAUCACAGCACCCUCUGCUGACUGAAAUAUGGUAUGAAGUAGGGCUGUGCAAUCUGGGACUCCCCAAGAUGAUGGACCAUGUCGACUUUUUGGCAUUUUUCUAUCAGGUCUCUUCAAUGAGACUUGAUCAAAGAAGUUACAAAAGUUUCUUAGAUAAACAUGACUGAACAUGACGCUUCUAGCAGUACAGAGUAAGUCUGAAUUCAAUGUGGAAUCCAAACUCCUGAAGAUGGGAGGAUGUAGUACAAUCAUUUUGCAAUUGGGACAGCAGCAUCCUUGCUAAUAACAGUAGCUCAACUUGGUUCUGGUGAUUUUACUUCAACACAGCUGUAUGUCCCUGUCCUGCUCCAUCAUCACUUUAAAUAUCUAUUUGACUGUGACAUACAGCUAAAAGCCUGUCAUUCAAUUAUAAAAUAAAUCUAUUUUAAUUUAGACAGCACUGUCUCUAUUCAUUGACAUUUAUUUAAAUGCAGCAAUGUCUGCUGGCUACAUAAAAUGACUUCAAAUUCCACGGAGUCAGAAAGCACUGUUGUAAUAAUUUUACCUUCAGGCAAAUAAUGUGGCAACAAUAAAUAUUUUAAUUUUUUAUUUACUUCUGCAGCCAAAAUUUUUCCAAAAGAUGUUAUGUUAUAUAUAAAAACGAUACAAAUACGCCGGAGCCAUGGUUUGCUUAGAUAAGACUGUAGUCCUUGGCAAAAGGAAAGCUCACAUUGUUGGCCGUUUAUCUCAGAGACUGAGCUGCUAACUGUUGCGAUGACUGGAGAAGUACAGAAAUAACAGAAAGGUACUCAGCAGUCCUCUACAAAUCAGCUUCCAAAGUGUCUUCAAUGAAAAGGCCAGAGUAGGAACUGAAAUAGAACAGUUCUUAGGGCACAACUGAUGACAUUCCACAAGUACAAACAAAGGAUUCAGAGUGAGAAAGGGAUAAUGCAUAUGGGAACAUAUGAUUAUAAAUAAUAUAGCAAGGUAAGGAAUGAGCAAAACCUGCAAAAAGUUGGUAGAGAUCGUUCAAUUACGAGCAAAAUCCUAUCUGAUUUUAACUUGUGCAGUGAUACACCACUCCUACUGCUCCUGCCAUGUUUGGAGCACUCUCUGGAAGUCCAAUUCUGAACAUCCAUCCAUCCAUCAUCUAUACAACACUUAAUCCUCAUUAGGGUCACGGGGGGAGGCUGGAGGCUAUCCCAGCUGACGAAGGGCAAAGGAGGGGACACCCUGGACAGGUCACCAGUCUAUCACAGGGCUACAAAUAGAGACAAACAAUCACAGUCACUUUCACACCUACGGACAAUUCAGAAUGAACCUCAGCAUGUUUUGGACUGUGAGAGGAAGCCGGAGUAACCAGAAAAAACAAAGAAGAGCAUGCAAACUCCAUGCAGAAAGAUCUCGGGAAGGCCAGGACGCGAACCUGGGAUCUUCUAGCUGCAAGGCCAAAAUGCUAACCACCAAGCCACUGUGCAGCCCCCAGUUCUGAACAGUUGUUGGGAUUUCACCGUGGACCUCAAAUUUGUGCAAAGAGCAAAUAUCACAUUCGGUGUCAAAGUGACCUGACCUUCAUGUUGGAGAUCAACACUGGUGACGAGUUAGGUCUACAACCUAGAGACCCAACAGGUCCUAAAGACUGAAGAAGGAACAUCAGGUCAACGGCACAACUAAGAGCAUGCCCUCUUUUGUUCUGCAUUCAAGCUGCGGUGCACAAUGAAUUUGUCCCUCGGAGUCUAGUUGUCAUCAUUGAGUUCCACUGUGAUGUUCUAAAGAGGGAGAACAUCUGGGCCAAAUAACCUGAAUAUGGUACAUGUCAUCACUCACUAACAGCAUAUGAAAAAAAUACACAUAUUGUUUGGCAGCACCAGCAGAACUGUAGCUCCUACCUCGCCAGAUUUGGCUUGCUGUAUGUUUUUCCUCUUCUCCAAAAUGACAUUCAACUUGAUUGGUCAGCAUUUGGCACAGUAGAAGAGACUUCAGGGGAGUGUUCUAAAUGUGGCAGGAGCACUGGGGCCAGUGUUUUACUGCACAAGGUAACUACUUUAAAGUGCCCCACAUACAAUAUUUCAUUGCUUUUUCAAAAGUGGGGUUAACAUAAAAAGUGUCUCUAUUGCAGGUCGCAGCACAUAAUAUCAAGUUUCCCUUUUCUUUGGAGGUGGCCAGAAACCUAAAGGUACCCUGUGGAGUUUUCAUAUCAACAAAUACAGAAAUGGUCAUAUUUAUUGUUUACUGAUAUAUCUCUGAAAGACUGUUUUACGGUGGUUUCUUUUUAAAAGCUUGUAGAUCAUUGUGCAACCUGCUAUUUCAGCUGUGGCCGCUGUCCUCAUGUGCCUGCUGGAACAUGAGUUGCAAACACAACAGGGAACCACUCAUUAGUGCACAACCAACCACUAGUGGUCCACUUGGUAUCUUUAACUUUAACUGAAGCUGUGGGGUUUCAUGCUUAACUAAAUGGCUGAGCUUUAGUGUAAUCAUUUUAUGAUUUGAUAACAAUUUCACAAUUUUAGAUUAAAUGUCUUUUCCAGAUGUCCUAUUUGUUGCGUCAUAUUGUAAGAUCUGUCUGAACUUAUACUGUGUUUGCUUUGUGUAAGAAAUAUCUGUAUAUUUGUUUCUGAUGCCACAGCAAAAGCGUUCAUGGAAAAAGCAGUUUAUGCUAUGUUUAUUUUGACUGUGUUGCAUUAAAUUGUACAGCACAUUAUAUUUCAUCCUCUGAUGGAACAUCUAUCUUUGCUUUGCGAUAUGAAUCUGGCUGUUCAGUCAUGCCCAAUGAUGUCUGAGUAUCUGAUCCCACUCCUGAGUCACUUUGAGUCUGAAAAGUUGUGAAAGUGGGUGGAGUUUUGUCCUCUGCUACGGUGGAACGGCUCGUCUUGUUGCGACGCAGUGACUUUAGCAGCAGAGGUUGGAGGGAGCGCCCAGAGGCAGCAUUGGAGUACUGCAGUGUGCGUUUGUUGAUGUGUUCAAUGGUGAGUUUGCACCGCAGCACCUGAACAAACACCUCCCUGAACUGCCUGGAGGACAGGUUGUAGAGGAACGGAUUGAUGACGGAGCUGAGGUAGAAGAAGCUGUCGGCCACUGGAUGGAGGGUGACGUAGCUCCGGAAGUAGGAAGUAGUCCAGCGGGACUUGGGCAGGGCGGCCAUCAUCAGACGUCGAAUCUGGUUGGGAAGCCAGCACACCAUCAACGAUCCUACGAUGAGGCCUGGGGAAAAGUCACAAAUACAGAAGAUGAAAAGAAAAAGGGAACACUGACAGAAAAAAACAUGAAGAAUAUGAAAGCAAAAGGACAGUUUCAAGGAACAGCUUUCUUGCUAAGAGAAGAUUAAUAUGUCAGUUUGCUAAAAAUAUGAUAACAUACAAUAUAAUAUAGUACGGAAACAGGAGGAAAUACAUGAUAUGUGGUUUGAAAUGCAUAUUAAAUACAAUUUUAAAAAGUCAA
Molecule: messenger RNA, 4650 nt
Organism: Acanthochromis polyacanthus (spiny chromis)
Lineage: Eukaryota; Metazoa; Chordata; Actinopteri; Pomacentridae
Product: ly6/PLAUR domain-containing protein 1-like
Exons: 3
Coding region: 133-555 (140 amino acids)
Biological process (GO): acetylcholine receptor signaling pathway
Molecular function (GO): acetylcholine receptor inhibitor activity
Source: RefSeq, a predicted model, not a curated record